Sarcophilus harrisii (Tasmanian devil) is the source of this 1961-nucleotide messenger RNA. RefSeq names its product complement factor D (gene CFD). The record is from RefSeq and is a predicted model, not a curated record. The transcript is spliced from 10 exons. NCBI's taxonomy places the organism in Eukaryota, Metazoa, Chordata, Mammalia, Dasyuromorphia, Dasyuridae. Bases 81 to 1670 code for a protein of 529 amino acids. Gene Ontology annotation, biological process: proteolysis. Gene Ontology annotation, molecular function: serine-type endopeptidase activity.
CUAUAAGAGGAGAGAUUAGGAAAGGGGGGACCCAUGAAGACCCCAAAGGCUGCUGCAGACACCCACUGCCUCCUUGCAGCAUGGCGUCCCUCCUUCAUGGCACUCUGCUCCUCCUGCUGGUCUUCAUCCAUGGGAGUCCAGUCCUGGGCUCGGAGAUCGUAGGAGGAAGGACCGCUGUACCUCAUUCCCGCCCGUACAUAGCAUCUCUGCAGCAGCGCAGCCACUUCUGUGGGGGGACCCUGAUCCAUCCUAGGUUCGUGAUGACUGCAGCCCACUGCCUAAGUGACAAGAACCCUGGGAGCAUUCAGGUGGUGCUGGGGGCCCACAACAUUCGCAGUCUAGAACCCACACAGCAGAGGCUGCGUGUUCAAAGAGUCUUCGAGAACGGCUUCAACCCUCAGACCCUGCAGAAUGACAUUGUGAUUCUUCAGCUGGAAGGCACAGCCAACAUCAAUACUAAUGUCCAGGUGGCCCAGCUCCCUCAGCAAGGCCAGAGGGUGAGAGGAGGAACCCAGUGCCUGGCCAUGGGAUGGGGGCAAUUGAGCAACAACAGGGGUCCGCCUGCCCAGCUGCAGGAGCUCAAUGUGACUGUUGUCACCAGCCUCUGCCCCUCUGGCAACCUCUGCACGCUUGUACCCCGACGCCGGGCUGGGAUCUGUUUUGGAGAUUCUGGAGGACCCUUGGUCUGUAAUGGAGUAGUCCAUGGCAUUGAUUCCUAUGUUCGAGGAGGCUGUGCCUCUGGCUUCUUCCCUGAUGGCUUUGCCCCAGUCUCUCAGUUCAUCCAGUGGAUUAACUCCAUAAUACGCCCUCGCAAACACUCUGCUCACUGGUCCUUGAGAAGGAUAGCCACCCCGAGGGAGAACCUUUUAGAGCUUGGGGGCAAGAGAGGCACGAUGAUGAUCACCUGGACCCGGCUGGCAGCUCUGCUCCUUCUGGGGGUGGCAGCCUGUGCUGCCCGCCCACGAGGAAGGAUUUUAGGGGGCAUGGAAGCUGCACCCCACCUCCGACCAUACAUGGCAUCCAUUCAGAUAGAUGGAAAACACCUGUGUGGGGGCUUCCUCCUGAACGAGUGGUGGGUACUGAGUGCAGCCCACUGUGUGGAGGAUAUAUCACCAGGAUCCACUGUCCGGGUGCUUCUGGGAGCCCACUCCUUGUCCCAGCCAGAAUCUUCCAAGCAUCUCUAUGAGGUCCAAAGCCUCUUUCCACACCCUGACAGUCACCCUGACACCAUCCACCAUGACAUUCUUCUCAUCAAGCUCUCUGAGAAGGCGACCCUGGGCCCGGCCGUGCAGCCCCUCCCGUACCAGAGGGAGGCCGGGGACGUAGCUGGAGGCACGUUCUGCUCGGUAGCCGGCUGGGGGAUCACCACCCACUCGGGUCGGAAACCGGACCGCCUGCAGCAGGUCGACUUGCCUAUCAUGGACCGAGCUGUCUGCAAUCAGCGUAUCUACCAUGACAACCUCAUCACCGACAAGAUGAUCUGUGCCGAAAGCCGCAAGAAGGAUGCUUGUAGGGGUGACUCUGGGGGCCCCCUCGUCUGCAAUGGGGUAGCUCAAGGCAUCGUGACAUCGGGCACCCGAGUGUGCGGAAACUGGAAGAAGCCGGGGAUAUAUACUAAGAUCUCCAGCUACACGGACUGGAUCGACAGCGUCCUUGCCUCUGCAUCCUGAGAGUCCCUGGGACUCCCGGGCAGGAAGGGGACCUAACAGAUCCAAGGGACCUCUGGCUGUCACUCAGCCUUUGAGGAUCUCAAAGCACCUAAUCCAUACUGAUUGCCUUGAUAAACCCGGUUGGCUUUGGAGUCCCUUUGCGUAAAACGUCCUCCUCUGUAGGGGAUCCAAGUAAGCCGGAAAGGAGGUGGGAUUGAUUACCCUGCGGGGAUCCCCAGUUACGGGAUAGGGUGGGAGAAGGAGGUACUGUUAAUGAAGCAGACUCUCAAUAAAGUGUUCACCACAAAAUCA